GGUCGGGUCAUAGGCAUGAUCCAGCCGUUUUUUUUCUGCUAUACAAGAAUCGACUUCGAUUUCGCCGUUUGGUGGGUUUGUAUAAUUGAUCGGAAUCAAUGGAAGAGUCCGUCGUAGUCCGCCGUGAAACCGAUGGAGACGGAGAAGCCGUCUUAGCCGUCUUUGCACAACUGAAAGUUCUCUGCACGGAGCUUCAAAUCCUAUCGCGAAACCCUAAAAGGAAUCCGGGCACGAUCCCUGCAUUGCUCCACCUCCUUCGCCGUACUCCUCCUGCCACUCUCCAGUCCUUCUUCAACUACACUUUGUUUCCAUUGCUUCUUCUGUUAGACGCCGCAGUUGCUUGCAGAAGUGAGAAGAUAAAUCAGCCUAAGAAAUUUCCAACUACACCUUAUACUUAUAGAGUGAGUGAUAAAGUGGUGGUAGGCGUAAUCCAUUGUCUUGAGGAACUUUUAAAGAAGGGUCACAUUGGAUCCAUUGAUCAGAUGGUUGUAGUUAUGAAGAAGUUAAUUAGUGGUGCUGCUCUACCCCCAUCUGUGGCUGCUGAAGAGUUUCGUGAAGGGAUCAUCAGAUGUUUCCGCGCAAUUAUCUCUGGUCUGCUUCCAUGCUCUGGUGAUUUUUGCUCAUGUCAGCGCACUGUUGGCUGGCCUCAACUGUCAGAUACAAAAGAUUAUCAAGCUCAAGUUUCAGAGUCUUUUAAGUAUGAUCUAGACACCGGAGAGUGCUUGCUUGCAUUUCUUCAGUCUCCGUCUGCUUUGGCUUCUGUGGGUCAUUGGCUUUCCAUUCUUCUCAAAGUGGCUGAUGCUGAGGCUUCUCGAGGAGAUCGAGGAAGUGCAAACCUUCGAGUUGAAGCCUUCAUCGCCUUACGGAUACUUGUAGCUAAGAUUGGUACUGCUGAUGUGUUGGCCUUUUUUCUACCUGGUGUUGUUAGCCAAAUUGCCAAAGUGUUGCAUGUUUCGAGAGCAAUGAUAAGCGGUGCUGCCGGAAGUGUUGAUGCAUUGGACCAAGCAGUUAGAGGUUUAGCCGAGUUUCUUAUGAUAGUCCUUGAGGAUCAAACUAAUUCAUUGGCUCUUGGCAUUUCUGAUGAUGAUACUAAGUCGCAGAAGCAUGAAUCUGCGCACUCAAUUUUGGACGAACUUCGUUCUCUGACAACAAAAUCUCAAGGGCAGAGCGACGAGCUGACAGAAAUUACAAACCAAGACAUUGUAACCAUCAAUGUACCUGCAAAACCCAAUCUGAAUCCGAGUCGGGACUCCUUUCAUGUUGAACGUACAAAGGGAUGGUUAGAUAGCACUACUUCUCACGUGAAUAAGCUGUUGUCUGAGACAUUUCCCCAUAUUCUUAUUCACCCAGCCGGAAAAAUACGAUGGGAUUUUCUCGCAGCAAUACGUGGAUUGCUAUCUAAGAGCUCUUGUUCGCUGAAGGGGGCUAGAUUAGUGAUGUUGGAAUGCGUAUGUACUCUGGCUGUUGAUGACUCCGAUGAAGUUUCUGUAGCAGCUCAGGAAUUUCUUGAUGAUUUAUUCUCCAAACGUACAAAUCACCACAUAGAGAGUGAUGUAAUCAAGAUCUUUAGCAGACUGCUUGAGAGGCUUCCAAAAGUGGUUCUGGGGAACGAGGAAUUGCCUGCACUUUCAGUGGUGAAGCAGUUACUUGUCGUCACUUACUAUUCUGGACCGCAAUUUUUGGCCAAUCAUCUUCAGUCUCCCAUAACAGCCAGCAGAUUCCUGGAUAUAUUUUCUCUCUGUCUGAGCCAUAAUUCAGCAUUCACCGGUUCUCUUGAGAAACUCAUCGCAGAAAGGCCUUCAUCAUCGACAGGUUACCUCCCUUCAAUCACAGAAUUAAAAGUGGGGAGUCAGGAGACUGGAUACAACCGUACUGUUCCAAAUUUCACUGAAGCAGAUCAACUAAAUUUGGAGACAUCGUCGGCCACUAGCUAUAUGUUACCUCGCAUGCCUCCAUGGUUCUCUUACGUUGGUAGCCAGAAGCUCUAUGAGAUGCUUGCUGGAAUCCUUAGACUUGUAAGAUUAUCCUUAAUGGCAGGAUUUGAAAAUGAAGGGCAUUUAGCAGUCAUCCUGGAUAUUCCUCUGGGGGUUUUCCGUAAACUAGUUUCAGAUAUUCGUGCAAAGGAGUAUAAUGGAGAAGACUGGCAGUUAGUUGGCCAGGCGGCAACUGCUGCUUGUAUACUGAAUGAGCUGAUUUUUGGUCUAACGGAUCAAGCAACUGAUGCUCUCUCAAGACUGCUUCGGAAGUCAAGAAAGGGAAGUGACAAACUUUCCUGGGAAAUCUCAUGGCAUAAACGUGCAAAAAGUCAUCUGAUUGAUUGCGUUGGUAAAAUCUUGUACGAAUACCAUUCUUCUGAAGUGUGGGAUCUCCCUGUGGACCAAAAGACAAUUCCUGGGCAAACUGAUUCCGAUGUUCAACUUUUUAGUCCGCAUUUCUUAAAAGACUGUGCAAUGCUACACCAAGUUAUAAGAGAAGGAGUAGGUGUAUUUUCCUUGUGUCUUGGUAAAGAUUUUUCCUUGUGUGUUGGGAAAUAUUUUGUUCCAAGUGGAGAGAGGGAGAGAGAAUGGAGAAGGGAAGAGCACCUUGUUGUGACAAGACCGAAGUGAAGAGAGGUCCAUGGAGCCGAGAAGAAGAUUUGAAACUCAUCUCUUCCAUUCAAAAGUUUGGUCAUAAGAACUGGAAAUCUCUUCCCAAAAAAUCUGGGUUAUUGCGGUGUGGGCAUAGUUGUCGUAUGAGGUGGAUUAACUACCUCAAACCAGAUCUGAAGCGUGGCAACUUCACUGCAGAAGAUGAAGAAACAAUCAUCAAGCUCCACCAGAACUAUGGGAACAA
Camelina sativa (false flax) is the source of this 2832-nucleotide messenger RNA. RefSeq lists its product as uncharacterized. Gene Ontology annotation, cellular component: cytoplasm. The record is from RefSeq and is a predicted model, not a curated record. NCBI's taxonomy places the organism in Eukaryota, Viridiplantae, Streptophyta, Magnoliopsida, Brassicales, Brassicaceae.